UUAAUGAAAUCCAACAACGCAGCUGCACAAGUGAAAUACAAUAUGGAUAUUCAUAUUGUAGAAUAGAAGAGGCGGAGAAGCGCUUUAAUUGGACGAUUUGCAGUUGCAGUCAAGAUGGCUUGUACGUCAGUAAUGACUUUUCUACACCAAUUGCGCGGUGGUCUUACCUGUUCUAAUUUUCAUUUUAUUUCGCAGAAACUCACUGAAUGCUUCUUGUUUUUGUUUAUAGAAUGAGCCUGAAAGCCAACAUCAAUCGAGCAUUAGCGAAAGCCAAUUUUAUUUUAUAAAACAAUUCCCUUUCACUCUUUCUUUCUAUCUCCAACUCUUCCUACUGCUAGAUCUUUCAUGGCUUUGGUAGUAUCUAAGCUUUUGUUAUUCUCAUUUUCACUUCUUGUUGGCAUAGCAGUAGCCCAACAAAACAAAUCCGAUAUCAUAAACAAGGGUUCUAGACUCUCUCCCAGCACUCACCCGAAUUCAUGGCCUUCACCGUCUAGUUAUUUUGCAUUUGGCUUCUACCCACAAAGCAAUGGAUUUGCUGUUGGAAUAUGGUUGGUCAGGCAACCUGAAAAUAUUGUUGUGUGGACGGCUAAUAGAGAUGACUCACCAGUUUCCGCAAAUUCUACUCUGGAGCUAACAAUAGGUGGAAAGCUGCUUCUUCGAACUGAACAAGGUCAAGAAAGGCUCAUUGCUAAUGUAUCAGACCCCAUAGAUUCAGCUACGAUGCUCGAUUCUGGUAAUUUCGUGCUUUAUGGAAGCAAUUCUUCCGUUGUUUGGCAAAGCUUCGAUUUCCCAACUGACACGUUAUUAGGAGGUCAGAAUCUGUCCAAUGACUAUAAGUUGGUUUCGAGCAUGUCCAACUCUGAUCACUCAAGUGGACGAUUUCUUCUCGCGAUGCAACGUGAUGGUAACCUUGUUGCAUACCCAGUAAACAGUUCUGUUGAAUCAGACGAUGCAUAUUGGAGCUUUCUUUUACCUAAUUCAUUUUAUGACGCACAGCUUAGUCUUGAUUAUAAAGGUCAACUCUACUUGAACGACGGGAGUUCCACCGGCCAGAGAAACAGAUUAGUGAACAGCACUCAUCCCACGGAGAAGGAAAUAGUAAUAUAUCGAGCAACGCUUGAUGCUGAUGGAAUUUUUAGGUUGUAUUCACACCAUUUUGAGAAUAGCAGCACAGCCUCAACCAUGUCUACAAAGUGGGUAGGGUUGCAAGAUCAAUGUGAAGUCAAAGGUUUCUGCAACUUCAACAGUUACUGCUCAAGUUCAGGUUCUAAAGGUGACUGCAAUUGUUAUCCCGGUUUUGAUUGGAUAAACCAGAGUGAGAAAUCGUUAGGCUGCACUCUGAACUUCUCAGAAGAUGUUUGCAGAAAAGAUCUCAAAAUUUAUUACAAUAUUACCGCUAUGGAGAAUACAUGGUGGGCCGACUUUCCUUUCUCUGUCGUAUCAAUGACAAGGGAAGACUGUACCAGGUCUUGCCAAGAGGAUUGUAAUUGUGGGGCUGUUUUAUAUGAAGGUGAAAAAUGCCAAAAAUACAAGCUUCCACUCAGAUAUGGAAAAAGAAACAUGUCAGCCACAGCAUUCUUCAAGGUGAUUAUGGGGAGUUCAGCAAGCCAUGGCGGUCCAGAGAUUGCAACAGAAGGCAAGAAAAGCUUAAUCUUGAUUCUUGCCAUAAGUUCAGGUUCCAUUGCUUGCGUUUGUUUUGCUCUUGCAGUCUCUAGUUUCUUUUUUUACUGCCAUCAAGUUCAUAGUUAUAGAAAGAUAUCAGAAAAUGGAAAUUUGGGAUUAUCAGAAGAGUUUGCUCUGCGGUCAUUCUCCUAUAGUGAGCUGGAGAAAGCAACAAAUGGCUUUCAGGAAGAGUUAGGAAGGGGCAGUUUUGGAGCAGUCUACAGAGGAACCCUUCAAGAAGGUGGCAAAAAUAUUGCUGUUAAGAGACUAGAGAGAGUCGUUGAAGAAGGUGAGAGAGAAUUUCGAGCUGAAAUGACUGCCAUUGGAAGAACUCAUCAUAGGAACUUGGUUCAGUUGCUUGGUUUUUGCGUGGAGGGCUGCAGGAAGCUUCUUGUGUAUGAGUAUCUGAACAACGGUUCACUUGCAGAUGUUCUCUUCAAGGCAGAGGUCCGACCUGUUUGGAGAGAGAGAUUCAGGAUUGCACUAGACGUGGCUAGAGGUAUCCUCUAUUUACAUGAAGAGUGUGAGGUUCAAAUCAUCCACUGCAAUAUAAAACCCCAAAAUAUACUCAUAGAUGAUUCUUGGACUGCAAAGAUCUCUGAUUUUGGGUUAGCGAAGCUAUUACAACCGAGUCAAGUAAGCACAGACGAAGGGGUUAGUGAGAUUGGAGGAUAUUUGGCACCUGAAUCGCAGAGGAAUACUCUGAUAUCAGUAAAAGCAGAUAUCUACAGUUAUGGGGUUGUGCUUUUGGAGAUUAUCUGUUGCAGAAGCAAUAUAAAAAUAGAUGUACCUCCAGAUGAGAUAAUCCUUUCUGGUUGGGUAAAUAAUUGCUUUGCGGCCGGAGAAUUGGACAAGCUUGUGGAAGAUGAAGAUGUGGACUUCAAAACUCUGGAAAGAAUGGUAAAGGUGGGAUUGUGGUGUACUCAGGAUGAUCCCACGUUGCGUCCUUGUAUGAAGGAUGUGGUCCUCAUGUUGGAAGGAACUAUGGAAGUGCCAGUCCCUCCUGUUGGAAAGGAUCUGUGAUCUGUCUGGAACAAGCUAGAAUGUAGUUGAGUAUCUAGAUCAUUCUGAUCAAUAAGAUGCACUCAUGAAUGUAUGGAUGGACAUGAGAUAGAGAUUUAUCGCUUUUGGUUUGAAUUGUGAUCAGUGAGGACUCAUGAAUGUACGGAUAGACAUGAUAUAGAGAUUUAUUGCUUUUGAUUAAUUAUAUCAUAAUUAAUAUUUUUGAAAAUUGAUAA
This is a messenger RNA of Hevea brasiliensis (rubber tree), 2900 nucleotides long. RefSeq names its product G-type lectin S-receptor-like serine/threonine-protein kinase LECRK3. Gene Ontology annotation, biological process: protein phosphorylation. The record is from RefSeq and is a predicted model, not a curated record. The coding region runs from base 346 to 2685 and encodes 779 amino acids. The transcript has a single exon. Lineage: Eukaryota; Viridiplantae; Streptophyta; Magnoliopsida; Malpighiales; Euphorbiaceae. Gene Ontology annotation, molecular function: protein serine/threonine kinase activity; ATP binding.